AUGGCAUACGAGAAGGAGCUCAAGGUCGCGCAACUCGCCGUUGCUCGCGCCGCCAUUCUCACCAAGGCCGUCUUCCACGAGAAGGCCAAGGGCACCGUGUCCAAGGACGACAAGUCGCCCGUGACGAUCGGCGAUUUCGGUGCCCAGGCCCUGAUCAUCGCCGCCAUCAAGCACAAUUUCCCCGCCGACGAAGUGGUCGGCGAAGAGGAGGCCUCGUCUCUGCGUGAGCAGAAGGAUCUCUCCUCCAAGAUCUGGAACCUGGUCAAGGAUGCCCGACUCAGUGACCCCGAGAGCGACGCCCUGCUCGGCGGCCCGCUCAAGUCUGAAGAAGCCAUGCUCGAUGCCAUCGACCAGGGGAACUCGGCCGGCGGCAACAAGGGCCGCAUCUGGGCGCUGGACCCCAUCGACGGCACAAAGGGGUUUCUGCGAGGCGGACAAUACGCCGUGUGCCUUGCCCUCAUGGUUGACGGCGACGUCAAAGUCGGCGUGCUAGGCUGCCCAAACCUCCCCGUCGAUGACUCGGCCCCGCUCACCGAAGAUAUUGGUGCCGCCGCCACAGACACUGAGGGAAAGGGUGUUCUCUUCUCCGCUGUGCAGGGCCAAGGCGCGACCUCCCAACCCUUGACCAGUGGUGCCGUUACUCAGGGCCACCCCAUCCACGUGAGCAAGAUCUCCAAAGUAAGCGAGGCUGUCAUGUGCGAGUCCGUCGAACCGGGCCACUCCUCCAAGGGCGACAACGCCCUGAUCGCCGAAAAACUGGGCAUUACCGGCAAACCCGUGCAGAUGGACAGCCAGGCCAAGUACGGCAGCGUGGCCCGCGGCGCCGGCGACUUGUAUUUGCGCCUGCCCGUGCGCAAGGACUACAUUGAAAAGAUCUGGGACCACGCCGCUGGCGACCUGAUCGUGCGCGAGGCUGGUGGGCAGGUGACCGAUGUCGCUGGCAAGAGACUCAACUUUAGUCUUGGCCGCACCCUCACUGAGAACAAGGGCGUUGUGGCCUCCCCGGCAAACGUGCACGCAGAGGUCCUCAAGACGGUCCAGGAGGUAUUGGCGGUGAAAUAG
This is a messenger RNA of Fonsecaea multimorphosa CBS 102226, 1062 nucleotides long. RefSeq lists its product as uncharacterized. The record is from RefSeq and is a predicted model, not a curated record. The transcript has a single exon. Bases 1 to 1062 code for a protein of 353 amino acids. NCBI's taxonomy places the organism in Eukaryota, Fungi, Ascomycota, Eurotiomycetes, Chaetothyriales, Herpotrichiellaceae. Gene Ontology annotation, biological process: sulfate assimilation; phosphatidylinositol phosphate biosynthetic process. Gene Ontology annotation, molecular function: 3'(2'),5'-bisphosphate nucleotidase activity.